Cotesia congregata is the source of this 297-nucleotide messenger RNA. The record is from the annotation of a GenBank genome assembly. NCBI's taxonomy places the organism in Eukaryota, Metazoa, Arthropoda, Insecta, Hymenoptera, Braconidae.
AUGUCGGGGACUGGAUCCCGAGGAUCUGGAAUGUCAGGGACUGGAUCGUCAGGACCUGGAAUGUCGGGCACAGGAAUGUUAUCGCCUGGGUUAUUGUCGGGGCCUGAAACUUCGAGAUCUGGAAUAUCGAGGCCUGGAUCGUUGAGAUCUAGAAUGUCGUUGCCUAGAUUAUCAGGGCCUGGAAUGUCGUUGCCUGGCACGUGGAAGUCUUCUAAGUCGACCACGACCAUGGUGUGAAUAUGGCUGAGGUCGUUCUCCACGUCCACGUCCAUGUCCACCUUCUCGUCCGCGUCCAUG